Microstroma glucosiphilum is the source of this 2530-nucleotide messenger RNA. RefSeq lists its product as hypothetical. The record is from RefSeq and is a predicted model, not a curated record. Lineage: Eukaryota; Fungi; Basidiomycota; Exobasidiomycetes; Microstromatales; Microstromataceae. Gene Ontology annotation, biological process: amine metabolic process. The transcript has 3 exons. Gene Ontology annotation, molecular function: quinone binding; primary methylamine oxidase activity; copper ion binding. Bases 160 to 2403 code for a protein of 747 amino acids.
CUGCUUGGUCCUGUACUGCUCUGCACGGCCCUGUGCUCCUCACCCGUUGAGCCUGUCCAGCCAUGUCCGUUGAGGCGGGAGGAUGUACAAGAGGCAGAUGGUUCGGUUGCAAGCCUUGCACCACUCCCAUCUCAUGCCUCGCUCCUAUCGUCCUUCACCAUGAGUCCUGCCACAACCACCAUCAGCGGACAGAUGCCAUCCUCCCAGUCGUGCACAUCCAAGGGAUGCGCAAGCAAUCCGGCGGCUCACAAAGACCGAAGCGGACUCCAACAUCCGCUUGAUCCACUCGAUGAGACUCAGAUGCGCAAUCUGGCCAAGAUCGUUCAGGUCUUCAUUGCCGAAGAGACUGAGAUUCGAGCAUAUAAGCUGCUGACGGCGUACUUGGCCAAUCCACCUAAGGAGUUUGUCUUGGCCGCACUCAAUCUACCCUUGCCUCUCGACGCAAAAGCAGUCUCGCAAGCAGAGGCGCGAAGACUUCUUUCCGCCCGCCACUCAGAGUGUCAGAUCGUUGACGCUCUGACGGGCGAUGCUUACGAGCUAUACGUGGACAUCUACCCGGCACCUGGCAGAGUGACCAAGGUCGUUAAGCUAGAAGAAGGCCUUCAGCCUCCGCUUCACCCCGACGAGCUCGCAGAGGCCGACUUCGCCCUUCGUCGCAAUCCGGACAUCGUCAAGCUCGCCCGUGACGUGGGCGUUGAGCCGGAGCAGAUCUAUGCCGACGGAUGGUCUAUUGGCUGGGACGAUCGAUUCGAGCUUGGACGCAGAGUACAGCAGUGCCUGGUCUACGCUCGUAAAACCCCUCAUGAGAACCUCUACGCACAUCCUAUGGACUUCACUGUCGUUCUCGAUCUUCAGACCCAUGAGGUCAUCUCCAUCGACAUGGGCAAGCACAGAGGCAGGAAAGAAGAGCCCAUCGACGGUCGCCCACCCUCUUCUCUGACCACUGAUCCCGAAGUCGCCCUUGAAUACGCUGGUCGAGAACGCAUCCCUCCGCCGAUGCAGUCCUACGACUACCUCCCAGACCUGAUGGAGCAGGACCCUCGGAUGGCCAAGCCCCGCGAUGAUCUGAAGCCACUGUACGUAGUUCAGCCAGAGGGAGUGAGCUAUACACUGAACGGCAACGAGAUCUCCUGGAGCAAAUGGAAUUUUCACAUUGGCUUUCAUCCUCGCGACGGCCUUACCAUCAAUACUGUCACAUACAAAGACGGCGAUGAGGUCCGCCCGCUCUUCUACCGACUCUCAUGUGCUGAGAUGACUGUUCCAUACGCCGAAACUCUAUUUCCCUCCCCUCGCAAGUUCGCUUUCGACGUCGGAGAGUACUCAAUCGGCACGCUGGCCAACAGUCUUGCCAUCGGGUGCGAUUGCCUAGGCAGUAUCUCUUAUCUCGAUGGCACCUAUGUAGGCCUGGAUGGCAGCCCUGUCACCAUCAAGCAAUGCAUCUGUAUUCACGAAGAAGACGCUGGGCUGGCUUUCAAACACACAGACUACAGAGAAGGCGGGCGAGCCUACUCAGCUCGAAAUCGGAAGCUCGUCGUCCAAAUGAUCUGCACGAUUGCAAAUUACGAGUACAUUUUCAACUACAACUUCUAUACAGACGGCAGCAUACAAACAGAGGUGCGACUCACGGGUAUCCUCAACCUAGCUCUCAAACGAGAAGGUGAAGCGGAAGUCAAUCCUUAUGGAGUUGAAGUCGCACCAUCAGUGACUGCGCAGCUACAUCAGCACAUCUUUUCGCUCAGAAUCGACCCAAUGAUCGAUGGACAUGAGAAUACUAUUGUGCAGUCCGACGUGGUUCCUACGGCGGCACCCGUAGGCAGCUCUUCCAACUACCUGGGCAAUGGCUUCAGACAGUCAUCUUCCAAUAUCACCAAAGCAGGUGGUUAUGACUGGGAUGCCACGAAGCACCGCACUUUUUCCAUUGUCAAUACCAAGCGUCGUCAUUUCGCGUCUGGAUUGCCUGUCUCAUACCGUAUCCAUACCCGAGACUACGAGACACUCGCGCCUCACCGUGAUGCCAUGGUGACCAAACGAGCUCGAUUCGCCACGAAAGCCUUGUGGGUCUCGCAGCAUAAUGAAGAACAGCUUUGGCCGGCCGGCAAAUACGUACCACAGCAGAGGGACACGGCCAAAGACGACAUUUCUCACUGGGUCGAAGACAGUCACAAUGUCGAGAAUGAAGACUUGGUUGCCUGGGUCACUUUUGGCAUUACACACGUUCCACGGCCGGAAGACUUCCCCAUCAUGCCCGUCGAGCACCUCGCUGUCUGGCUCAAACCAGCCAACUUCUUUGCGUGGAAUCCAGCCAUGGAUCUGCCGCAAAUGAAGGACACGGUGUCACGGAAGGUCAUUGCAAACGGAACGGAGACAUAUGGCAAUGCCUCAAACGCUCAACCAGCAUCAUAGAGGUCUGGGUCGGGUCACGGGCUGUAGAAUAGGGACGUCAUACUUCGAUCGACAGUGGCAAUUACGAGUGUUGAAAUAGAACAGCGACGCAUUUACGCGAUAACAUAACAUUCAUAGUCUCCACUGU